UGAAGCGAAUGGGAGUUUGUUGAAGUUUGUUUACUAAAGAUUAGAAGGAAUCUUCCUGAGAAAUCCUUCAUUUUACACUUUUGUACGACAAAAUAGUGCCUUGUCUGUUCAUUCACAAUGUUCAACAAUUUAUUUGGCAAGAAACCAACGGUAAAAGAGCAACAGCGCGAGAAUGACAGGGCGCUGAGGAAGGCCGGGAGAGACAUUGAGCGGGAGAGAAAGAAGCUGGAAAUGGAGGAGAAGAAGCUGGAGAUGGAGAUCAAGAAGAAUGCUCAGGCGGGGAAUAAGGAAGCCUGCACUCUGCUGGCCAAGCAACUCAUCCAGCUGCGGAAGCAGAAGAAUCGCACGUACGCUGCCAACAGCAAGAUCACCAGCGUCGGCUUCCAGAACAAGACAAUCGGCGCGAAUAUCGCUCUGUCCGGCGCCAUGGCGACCACGGCCAAGACGAUGGGCGACAUGAACAAGGUGAUGCGUCCGGAGAAGCUGGCCGGCGACAUGAGGGCCUUCCAGCAGGCGAACAUGAAGAUGGAGAUGACGGACGAGAUGAUUAACGACACGAUGGACGAUAUUUUGGCGGAAUCUGGAGACGAAGAGGAAUCCGAUCAGAUUGUCAACAAGGUUCUGGAUGAGAUUGGCAUCGAAAUGUCCGGCAAGAUGUCAGAGGCUCCAUCGGCAAUCUCAGGCACCAUUGGCGAAUCCUCCAGAGCAACGACUGAGCGCGAUAUUGAAGCCCAACUGGCGAAAUUGCGAUCCGCUUAACUUCAAGCAUUCCGCGUCCUGCUUCUGUACAUAAAAUCCUCGUCCAGCAAAUGCACAAAUUCACACCGCGAGUCAAAGAAAAAGAAAAGAUCAUGUCUGUGAGUCAAAUUUGUAUUGUUAUUUAAGAGAAGGGAUAGAAUUUUACCUUGAGAUUUUGAUAUUUACAAUGUAGACAACAAAGAAUGUUAGUCAAUAUGAAAUUA
Phlebotomus argentipes is the source of this 962-nucleotide messenger RNA. Its product is annotated as charged multivesicular body protein 2b-like. Bases 118 to 759 code for a protein of 213 amino acids. NCBI's taxonomy places the organism in Eukaryota, Metazoa, Arthropoda, Insecta, Diptera, Psychodidae. The transcript is spliced from 3 exons. Gene Ontology annotation, biological process: late endosome to vacuole transport; protein transport; endosome transport via multivesicular body sorting pathway. The record is from RefSeq and is a predicted model, not a curated record. Gene Ontology annotation, cellular component: ESCRT III complex; multivesicular body.